Messenger RNA from Monoraphidium neglectum, 867 nucleotides. RefSeq lists its product as hypothetical. The transcript has a single exon. Bases 1 to 867 code for a protein of 288 amino acids. The record is from RefSeq and is a predicted model, not a curated record. NCBI's taxonomy places the organism in Eukaryota, Viridiplantae, Chlorophyta, Chlorophyceae, Sphaeropleales, Selenastraceae.
AUGCUGCCCACGGAGCGCAACCUGUCGGACUCCCUUCUGUACAUGCAGCAGCAGAACCGUGUGUUCUUGGACCCUGCCAGCAGAGAGAUUAUGAAGUGGAUCACCCGCGACCCCGGGGAGCGCGCUGUCCACGACAUGUUCACGCGCCUUUUUCCACAAGGCUGUGGCGGCGGCGCAGAUUCUCAACAGCUGGGGCUGUUCCUGGAUGUGGGAUCCAACGCAGGCUUCUAUUCGAUGGUCGCGGCAUCCUAUGGCUGCCAAGUCCUGUCAUUUGACCCACAGAAGGCGUGCGCCGACCUCGUGCGCCGAAAUUACUGCCUCAACGGAGCAUACCCCGUAGUUGCUCGCGACUUGGUAGCUGUCAUCAAUGCGCCGGUGUCGGACGUGCCCACCACACUCAACCUGUCAGUGCCAGCUCGCUGCGAGGGGGUGUUCUUCUUGCCGACGGGGCCCGGCGCGACCGCAAAGCAGACGGUGCCCACAACAGAGACGUACCAGCGCACCAGCGUGUCACUCGACGGCCUGCUCCUCAACGAAACAAGUCUUGAGGUGUACAUGAUCAAAAUCGACACAGAGGGGUAUGAAAUGGCGGUGCUCAAGUCUCUCAAGGGCAUGCUGGCGGCGCGCCGUGUGCGGCACAUAAUGAUUGAGGUGACCCCCCUCUUCUGGGCGCGCGACAAUGUGCCUCGCACCGACAUCUACAGCACGUUCCUCCCCCUGCUGGGCUACGGGUGCAAGAUCCAGCGGGUGCUCGAUAUGGUGGCCAACUCAACGGCGCUGCUGGAUUCUGAGGACAAGCUGCGGGAGUAUCUGGUGCAACGUGAUUUUGUCCAGGAGGACCUGCUAGUCAGCUGCCCGCGAGCGUAG